AUGAGUGAAGAGAGGGCUGUAAGUAGUACAGAUGCUAUUGAAGAAGAUAUAAAUGCUGGUGGAGAAGAGCACCCUACCAGGUGUUUCCAAGCCUCAGCCUUAUGUUGCUGUAUCCCUAGAAGGCGGAUGUACUUGCCAGGGAGGAGACCCAAGGACAGAAAGAAGAAAAAUGGGAAAAAGAAAACUGCUGAAGAUCUGUCCCUAGAUGUCACCAUGUUUGAGAAAAGACAGCAGAGCAUGGGCCAAGACUAUUGGAGUAUGAUAUCUGUGGGAGACCUGGGUAGUGUACAAACAGAGGGCAUCAAGCCAGCUUUAACACUAUGUACCCAGCCCUAUGCUAGAAAAACUCAAGAUCUCCAUAUCCCUGUGCCUUUAAGCGAUAUCUAUUUGGAAGAAAAGCAAGGAGAAUGUGAUGAAAAAACAAAUGAAAAGACUUUCCAAGCACAGCAACAAAAGGAGGGAUCAGAUAAUCUGAGUGUUUUAUCUUUGGAAAGGGAAAAGAAAAGAGCAGUGGGUGCUAUAUCAGAAGGUGUACCCUUUGAAGAGGGGAAGGGUUAUCUAGUUAUGCCAGCCAAAGAAAGUAGACAACAUGGAAGACCUGAACAGCUGAGUGCAUUGCUCCAGGAAGUAGCCUAUGAAAAGGAGCAACAAAAAGGAGAUCCUGCAAAUAUUAUAUUGGAAGGUGUGCUCUGUAAGAAGGAUCAGAAGGACCACCAAGAUGUGCCAUUCCAGUCUAGAGUACUAAAAGAACUAAACAGCACAUUGAAUGUCAAUGAAAAGAAAUUGCAAGAAGAACAAAACACCAGUUUUGAUUCAGAGGGUGUAACUUCUUUUCAGGAACUGUUCAACCAACCAAACAUACCAUGCAGUGAGGAACAGCAGGUUCUGGGGCAACAAGAUGUUAUGGGUGUCAACCACAAUGUGGAGAAACAAGUGCCCUGGAGCCAGAUGAAUUCUCUGUCUAAAGGAAAUGUGCAGAAGGAGGACCAGACUUACCAAGACAACACAAACCAGGAGGCACAGCAGCCUGUAGAACAAAAAUACCCAGAUAUUUUGUCUACCAUGUGUGGAAAUGAUGAACAAGAACAGCCAGAAGUGCAGCAGCUUCUAGCCUUUGUGAAAGAAACUUCCCCCAAUGAGAUAAAUUUGCUUGGCGAGGAAGAACAACUGCCUAUUAUACCAAAAGCUAUGGGCUUUUCAUUUCAGGACACAACUGGUGAGAAGAAACAGGAAGAAGGGCAAGGCAUCAGAAGCUCUGCAUCAGAUUUUGUUCUCAGCAAGGCAGAAGACCAUAAGUAUCUUCUCCCCCAGGGGAAUUUACAAGCUGUUGCAACAGAAAGCAUGACCACAUUGCCCUUGGAUGUAACAUGUCCAAUGGAUCUGCAACAACUACCAUAUAUAAACUCUUUGCCUAAGGAUGUUGUUGUCCACAUUGCAGAGCAGAAGCACCCAGAUGUGCAGCAACUUCUUUUAUUUGAACAAACUGACACACACCAUCACAGUAUAAUUGAUGAAAAUGAACAGCACGAAGGAAUAGAUUGUGCACAUUUUGGAUCUCAGGGCACUGCCUAUAUAGAAGAACAGGACAAGCAAGUGUCUAUUGCAUCAGACGAUAUUAGUAUGGUGCCUGACAAUAUAAGCUAUGAGAAAGAACAGCAAAGAAAAUUGGACUGUGGAGAUUCUGGCCCUGAAGGCAUUUAUGACAAGGAGGAUCAGAACCACCAGGGUACUCCUUACAUGGAUGUGCAGCAGCCUCUUGUACUUGCAAAGCCGAGCUCUUUGCCUUUGAGUGGAACCUCUGAAUGGUGUUUAAGAAAGGACAACACAAAUACUGGAAACUGGCGACACUCUCUGGAUGAAGAGCCAGAAGCACAGGAUGACCAGAGCAAGAUGCAUAUAUUAGUUUCCUCUAAGGACAAAGAAGCAACACAGGGACAAGAAGAGGAACAGUCUACUAUGUGCCCACAGGCAGGAUGCAACACGGAAGGGGAGCAACUGGAGGCAUGGCACAUCCAAAUGAUUACAUCCAUACCACACGCGGAGCAGCAGCAAAGGGAACGACUAAACCUGGGCGCGACAUGUGAGGAACAUCAGAAGAAGGAAAAACAGGGUCUAUCAACCAUCACAUUCUCUUCUAAUACUAGGGAGGAUGAGGGGCAUAUGUAA
Rhineura floridana is the source of this 2166-nucleotide messenger RNA. RefSeq lists its product as uncharacterized. The coding region runs from base 1 to 2166 and encodes 721 amino acids. The transcript is spliced from 2 exons. NCBI's taxonomy places the organism in Eukaryota, Metazoa, Chordata, Lepidosauria, Squamata, Rhineuridae. The record is from RefSeq and is a predicted model, not a curated record.